CCCAAGACCACAGACAUGAGGCUGCUGAUCCCUGCCUUGCUGUUUCUUGGGGCCCUUGGACUCUGUCUAGCUAGAAAAACAACUGUUCGAUGGUGUGCUGUGUCAAAAUUUGAGGAACAAAAAUGUUUUAGGUGGCAGUACAUGAUGAGAAAAGUGGGUGGCCAGCCGCUCACUUGUAUCACGAAAUCCUCCACCCGUCAGUGCAUCCAGGCCAUUGUGGCAAAUAGAGCUGAUGCCAUGACUCUUGAUGGUGGCACUAUGUUCGAUGCGGGAAAGCCCCCCUACAAACUGCGACCUGUAGCAGCUGAAGUCUACGGGACCAAAGAGCAGCCCCGGACUCACUAUUAUGCGGUAGCAGUCGUGAAGAACAGCAGUAACUUUCGUCUGAACCAACUCCAAGGACUGAGGUCCUGCCACACAGGCAUUGGCAGGAGUGCAGGGUGGAAAAUCCCUAUAGGGACACUUCGUCCAUACCUGAAUUGGAAUGGGCCACCUGCAUCCCUUGAGGAAGCGGUAUCCAAGUUCUUCUCAAAGAGCUGUGUUCCUGGUGCCCAAAAGGAUAGAUUCCCCAACCUGUGCAGCUCAUGUGCAGGGACGGGAGCAAACAAAUGUGCCUCUUCCCCCAAGGAACCAUACUCUGGUUACGCAGGAGCCUUGAGGUGUCUGAGAGACAACGCUGGAGAUGUGGCUUUUACCAGAGCAAGCACGAUAUUUGAGGAGCUACCAGACAAAGCCGAAAGGGACCAGUACAAGCUGCUCUGCCCAGAUAACACCUGGAAGCCAGUGGCAGAGUACAAGGAGUGUCACCUGGCCCAAGUCUCUUCACAUGCUGUGGUAGCCCGAAGUUCAAGUAACAAAGAAGAUGCCAUCUGGGAGCUUCUCCAGGAGUCACAGGAAAAGUUUGGAAAAAACAAAGCAUCAGAAUUCCAGCUCUUUGCUUCCCCUCCUGGACAGAAGGAUCUGCUGUUCAAGGACUCUGCCAUUGGCUUUGUGAGGGUUCCCCUCAAGGUGGAUGUUGGCCUCUACCUGACCUUCAACUAUGUCACAUCCAUACAGAACCUAGAGAAAACGCAGCAGGAUGUGAUAGCCGCAAAGGCCCGGGUCACGUGGUGUGCAGUGGGCAGUGAGGAGAAGCGCAAAUGUGAUCGGUGGAACAGAGCGAGCCGCGGCAGGGUUACCUGCGCCUCAUUCCCCACAACGGAGGACUGCAUCAUCGCAAUCAUGAAGGGAGACGCUGAUGCCAUGAGCUUGGAUGGAGGUUAUAUCUACACUGCGGGCAAGUGCGGUUUAGUUCCAGUCUUGAAGGAGAACCAGAAAUCCUCUAAAAACAAUGGCCUUGAUUGUGUGGACAGACCAGUGGAAGGGUACCUUGCUGUAGCAGCAGUUAGAAAAGAAGACACUGGUUUCACCUGGAGCUCUCUGAGAGGCAAGAAGUCCUGCCACACUGCCGUGGACAGGACUGCGGGCUGGAACAUCCCCAUUGGCCUGCUAGUCAACCAGACUGGAUCUUGCAAAUUUAAUGAAUUCUUUAGCCAAAGCUGCGCCCCUGGGGCUGACCCCAAAUCCAAUCUGUGUGCCCUGUGUAUUGGUGACGAGAAGGGUGAGAAUAAGUGUGCCCCCAACAGCAAAGAGAGGUACCAAGGCUACACUGGGGCUUUUCGGUGUCUGGCUGAGAAGGCAGGAGAUGUUACAUUUCUGAAGGACUCCACGAUCUUGCAGAAUACCGACGGGAGGAACACUGAAGAGUGGGCUAGGAACUUAAAGCUGAAGGACUUUGAACUGUUGUGCCUUGAUGACACCCGGAAGCCUGUGACCGAGGCUAAGAACUGCCACCUAGCCGUAGCCCCAAACCAUGCUGUAAUAUCUCGGACAGACAAGGUGGAACUCCUCCAGCAGGUGCUGCUUGACCAACAGGGUCAGUUUGGAAGAAAUGGACCGAAGUGUCCAGGAGAGUUUUGCCUGUUCCAGUCUGAAACCAAAAACCUUCUGUUUAACGACAACACUGAGUGUCUGGCCAAGCUCCAUGGCAAAACAACAUCAGAGAAGUAUCUAGGAAAGGAGUACGUCACAGCGACCGAGCAUCUGAAGCAGUGCUCCAGCUCCCCACUCCUGGAAGCCUGCGCUUUUCUUACCAAGUGAAAACGCCAAGCAAAUAGCAGAGCCUUCCCACGAAGCCACAUCCCAGAUCCACGGUCCUGGGGCCUUCUGGUCUCAUAACUCCCUGCUGUCACUUUAGGUAGAAAUAAAAUGAAAUAGUGUUGGUUUCCUGUCA
This is a messenger RNA of Grammomys surdaster, 2272 nucleotides long. RefSeq names its product lactotransferrin (gene Ltf). Lineage: Eukaryota; Metazoa; Chordata; Mammalia; Rodentia; Muridae. The record is from RefSeq and is a predicted model, not a curated record. Gene Ontology annotation, biological process: iron ion transport; antibacterial humoral response. Gene Ontology annotation, cellular component: early endosome; plasma membrane; recycling endosome. Bases 16 to 2139 code for a protein of 707 amino acids. The transcript has 17 exons.